Molecule: messenger RNA, 1944 nt
Organism: Penicillium argentinense
Lineage: Eukaryota; Fungi; Ascomycota; Eurotiomycetes; Eurotiales; Aspergillaceae
Exons: 8
Coding region: 1-1944 (647 amino acids)
Biological process (GO): transmembrane transport
Molecular function (GO): transmembrane transporter activity
Source: RefSeq, a predicted model, not a curated record
AUGGGACGCAUUCGCGAGUUGCGAGCGUCGGGCGCAUUCGUCCUUGUGGCGAUGUGCCUGUCGACCUUCACAGACAACUUUGUUUACGGCAUGGUCAUUCCUAUCCUGCCCUUCCUCCUGAUGCAAAACAGAAUAACUUCAAGCGACGAAGUUCAAAAAUGGACAUCAAUAUUGUUGGCAGCAUACGGUGCUGCACUCCUUGUCGCAUCCCCACUUGUCGGCCUCAUAAGCGAUCGCAUCCAAUCCCGCAAAUCACCCUUGAUUCUCGGAUACGUCGCCAUCGCACUAUCCACCUCGGUCUUUCUCUUCGGACAUUCUCCAGCUCUACUGGUCAUCGCUCGGAUCUGUCAAGGGUUUUCGGGGGCCGUGGUAGGAGUCUUGAGUUUCGCGAUCGUCGCAGACACGGCGUUGCCUGAGAAGCGAGGAGAUUAUAUGGCGUUCGUAUCCACUUCAUAUACCUGGGGAAUGAUUUCGGGGCCUGUCUUGGGGGUCUUCUGUAUGUCUCAUAAACUGGUGACUUGCUGGAAUUUUGCUCACAAGAGGUACAGCUUUGAUCACUUCGGCGUUCACGGAGCAUUCGCAUUUCCGGCUUUUAUGCUAAUAUGCGAUAUCGUCCUGCGCACAAUGAUGGUUGAAAAGGAUCAAGCAGAAAAGUCACCACCCUUGAUCGGAGAAGAGGCACCAUUGCUGCGCCCGAAGGAUUCCGCCGAGGCUUCUUUGAGUCUUCGCAACUUCGUGGACGUGCGCUUCAUCACUGCGAUCUUAACGCAAAUCACCAUCUCGUCCAUCCUCGCCGCAUUCGAGACGACUCUCCCACUUUUCACGAAGGAGACGUACAAAUGGUCUUCCACAAAGGCAGGCUUGGUCUUCCUGGGAAUAUCUCUCCCGAGUUUUCUCAGCAUCCCGCUAAGCAGGUACGGUCGAGACUGGAAGCGUCGUCGAACAAUCGCUGUCGAGUUGAUCCUGGCCUUUUUCCCACUGGUCGCGCUUCGGAUCAUCGACGGACCGACAACUAGCCAUCAGAUUGGAUUCAUUGCGUUGGUGAUUGGAGUGGGCCUUUUCAUGACAACCUCCCAGGCACAGGUCAUGGCCGAGGUGUCAGAUGCUGUGCGGGAGAUUGAGGUGACGCAUGGGGUGGACUCCAGCAAAAGAAGUGGGAUGGGUACCGGCUAUGCGUUUUGCAGCAUGGCUAUCGCCAUCGGGCAGUUUGUCGGGCCUCUGAUCGCGGGUUAUGCGCGGUUAGGCUUUGGAUGGGGAGGCAUGACUCUGAUAUUGGGUGGGACAACCGGAUUCUUGGAGCAGUGGAAGCCGAAGCUUGGCGCUGACAUCUCUCCGCACGGCGCUCGCAAUGCAAGCAAGCUGCUCUGGCACUUCCACAUCCACCUCGCCGCGCCCAUCCAGCACUGUACCGCAACCAUGUAUGACUCGAACCGCCCCCACCCCCUCUUGGCCCAGGUGCCACUGACCGUGUCGCCCUUCAUCAACCUCCCCACCUCUAUCACCCUGCCUUACACCUACAAGUCCGUUCCCUCAACCCUCCCACCAUCGGCCACUGUCGACCCCAUCAACCCCGACGCCAAGGCUCGCUAUGUAGUCUCCUCUAGUGGCGAGCACGCGGCCCAUCCGGGGGAGAUCCUUGCAGCCUGCCAAUCUCUCGAACACCACUUGAAGAAGAACCGUCAGGAAUCUGAGGACGCGAUCAAACUCUGGGAGGAAUCGAUUCAACAACGCGAGCUGGCAGAGAAGCGGCGCGUCGCGCCCGGAUGGCUUGAUCGCGACGAGAAGCUCCUCCAGCCCAGCCGGUCGGCUAUGUCACCCGAGGCGAAGGGAGAGAGUCUGCUGGAUAGCUCAUCGGCCGAUCAGGGAACCUCGAUGCCAUCCAUGGUGCCGCGCAAUGAGGGGGAGGAACUUGACCGGGCGUUUGGUGGUCUGGAUGUGAAAUGA